UAAACUCAACUGUCUUUCUUCAUUCAACUUUCAAGUUCAUUGAAGAUUUGUCACAAUGUCAGUCUCACAGUCUGCUUUGGCCUUUGCAGUUUGCUCAAUAUUUUUCUACGUUUUUGUUUUCUUUCUUUGACAAACUGAUGCACACUUCUUGGACAUCACUCACAAUACAUCACUUGUGCAGUUCUUGGACCUUCAAAUGAACUUUAGGACCAGAAAAGUCUAAAUUUUUUAUUUUUAAUGUACAUGCUCCCCUUAACUUAAGCUUAACUCAUAACUGACAUCUGUUAACUGUCUGAUUUACAUGCUCCCUUAACUGUGGAAUGUUUAUUUUUGCUUAUAAUUUUACUAGAAUUUCAUACAAUAUUCCAAAUUGUUGACCUUUUAUUAAUUUAAUAGGCAUUGUUUAAUUUUUGGAUUCCCAAUCCCAAAGCAAUUACAAAUUACAAUUAGUAAGAGGCUAAAACUCCAGAAGUUGUGAGCAGAUCUUUGCUGAAAAAUGGUGGCAACACUUCGAGAGAAGCAGCUUGCUUCUCUUCACAACAUGAUCCAGUUGAACAGCAACUCUGCCAAUAGCAAUGAAACUGUCUUCUCUGUCUUGAUAUAUGACCGCCAUGGACAAGACAUCAUUGCACCUCUCAUCUCUGUCAAACAACUCAGACAGUUGGGUGUCACAUUGCAUCUCUUACUGCAUAGUGAAAGAGGAGAAGUUCCUGAUGUUCCUGCAAUUUACUUCUGCCAGGCCACGGAAGAGAACUUAAUACGCAUAUCCCAGGAUCUUGCUGCAGGGCUCUAUACUACCUACUACUUGAACUUCAGCACUCCCAUCAGCAGGCACAAGAUGGAGGAUCUUGCCCAGGCUGCUCUCCUUGCUGGAGUACAGGCUGAUAUAAAGAAAGUUUAUGAUCAAUUCAUAAAUUUCAUCUCACUUGAAGAAGACAUGUUUACUCUGAAACACCAAGGAUCAGAAGCAAUAUCUUUCUAUUCCCUGCACAGGCGCGACGUCCAGGACGCUGACAUUGAGCUCAUCAUUGAUGCAAUUGUGGAUGGACUCUUCUCUGUAUUUGUCAAUCUGGGUCAGGUUCCAAUUAUCAGGUCACAGCGCAACAACGCAGCACAGAUGGUGGCAGAGCGGCUGGACCGGAAGUUGCGUGACAGUCUAAAAGACACCCGCAACACUUUCUUCAAUGCCGUGCCUUCGCAGGGAUUCCAAGCAGGGCACCUCAAUUUCCACCGACCGCUGCUGGUGCUGGUGGACAGGACGAUGGAUUUGGCGACGCCGCUGCACCACCCGUGGACGUACCAGGCUCUGUGUCACGACCUCCUCGCGCUGUCUCUCAACAGAGUCUCGUUGCAACUUACUGAGCAACAUGCACGACAGGGCGCCAAACCGAAGCAUGGAGGCAGCAAGGAGUAUGACCUGGGAUCUGACGAUGCAUUCUGGAACACUCACAAAGGAAGUCCGUUCCCAAACGUGGCGGCGGCGGUUGAGCAGGAGCUGGAGGACUACAAGGCUGCCGAGGGCCGCAUCAAGGGCCUUAAGAGCGACCUGCCCGAGACUGCCGACGACGCCGUCGACCUGCUGCUGGCGGACAACACUGCAAAGCUCACCUCGGCCAUCACCAGCUUGCCCGACCUCCUCAGGAAGAAGGAUAACAUAGACAAGCAUAUGAGCAUCGCCAUGGGUCUCUUGGAUCACAUCAAGAAGCGUAAAUUGGACGUUUUCUUCGAGGCCGAAGAAAAGAUCAUGGCUCGAGCUACUCUGGAUAAGCCAUUGACUGAUCUGCUCGCAGAAGACGGAUGCGGUUCUGCUUCCGACAAACUACGUCUUUUCCUUAUCCACUACCUCUGCAGCAGCAAUACCAGCCACUCUAAUGCCCCGGGUGGCAGUGGCAGCAACAACAGCUGCAGCGACGCAGACAUGACAGCGAUGCUGGAAGCCUUGCAGGCUGCAGGGGCUGACCUUAAGCCAGUAAACUACAUGAAGCAAUGGCGAAACAUCAUGAAGCUCAGUAGCGGCGCGUCUCCGGAGUAUGGAGGUGGCGUGACCAAGACGGUGUCGAUGUUCUCGAAGCUCCUCAACCAUGGCUCGGCUCUCGUCGUGGAGGGCGUCAAGAACUUCGUGCUCAAAGAGAACAAGCUGCCGGUGACUCGCAUAGUCGACAACCUGAUGGAGCUGCGGUCGUGCGAGGAAGACAAGAGCUUCUGCUACCACGACCCUAAGUUGCUGCGACCACAGGACGCCAACAGUGCCUCCGCCCGCGCACGUACCCCAUUCCAGGACUGCAUCGUGUUUGUGGUAGGCGGCGGCUGCUACACGGAGUAUGCCAACCUGCGCGCCUAUGCUGGACGGAAGGCGUCAGCCGCGCCUGUGUCGCGUCGCGUGGUCUACGGCUGUUCCGAGCUGCUCAGCCCUGAGGGCUUCCUCGCGCAGCUCUCGAAGCUUGGUGCUGAGAUCGGAUCGUGAAGGGAAGACAACCACGUGUAAUCGAAAUUAUUGGGCUCUUCUAUUUAUUUUAUUGAUUUUCAUGGCUUAUUGAGGAUGAUCUUUUUUCAUUUGAUUUAUAUUGCGUUCUAGAUUUACAAAACUAUUAUAUUCUAUCUCCAUUCUUGGUUAACGAAACAAGGUUAUAAUACACGAUUCCAAGAAAACAAAUAUUAUUUACCUUAAAAAAUGGUAAGGCACAAUGCUAAAUACAAUUAACGUAACCGUUUGUCAAUGACUAAGGGUGUAAUUUUUUUAACGCUACUUCUUCCAAUGUUGAUUAAUAUUGAGUAAAGCUCUCCUUAUUAAGUAGCAUUGCAAAAUUUUCUAAACCUAAUCCCACACCGAUGUACAUUAUAUAUAUGCAGCAUAACAAACAACAACGCCUCCAAUUUGCUCGAGCUAAUUUGCCCAACCUAUGAAAUUUUACUCGCAAAUUCAGUGUAAAUGGAGAUUUAACGGCUACAUAGUUCAACAAAUGACUCCAUAACGUUGAGCAUAAUACGAACUUAUUUGUUAUUGUUAGCAAUUUGCUAUUCUUCAUUUGUUUGUUAAGCAAAUAUAUGAAUUAGGCAAGUU
Hyalella azteca is the source of this 3061-nucleotide messenger RNA. RefSeq names its product sec1 family domain-containing protein 1 (gene Slh). The transcript has 17 exons. Gene Ontology annotation, cellular component: Golgi membrane; cytosol. Gene Ontology annotation, molecular function: syntaxin binding. The coding region runs from base 497 to 2464 and encodes 655 amino acids. Gene Ontology annotation, biological process: endoplasmic reticulum to Golgi vesicle-mediated transport; intracellular protein transport. The record is from RefSeq and is a predicted model, not a curated record. NCBI's taxonomy places the organism in Eukaryota, Metazoa, Arthropoda, Malacostraca, Amphipoda, Hyalellidae.